This is a messenger RNA of Schizosaccharomyces cryophilus OY26, 6724 nucleotides long. RefSeq names its product N-end-recognizing protein Ubr1. Bases 687 to 6578 code for a protein of 1963 amino acids. Gene Ontology annotation, biological process: protein ubiquitination; ubiquitin-dependent protein catabolic process via the N-end rule pathway. The transcript has a single exon. Gene Ontology annotation, molecular function: ubiquitin protein ligase activity; zinc ion binding. Gene Ontology annotation, cellular component: cytoplasm; ubiquitin ligase complex. The record is from RefSeq and is a predicted model, not a curated record. Lineage: Eukaryota; Fungi; Ascomycota; Schizosaccharomycetes; Schizosaccharomycetales; Schizosaccharomycetaceae.
GAAGAUUUCGGUACAAAACUUUGAUUUUCAUCCUUGUUUGUUGUUGCUGAUUCUCUUGGAGGAAUUCCUUCUUUAGGUGCGUUCGUAUCGUCUUUUCCUGCAAUUCUCUCAAUUUCGGCUAGUUUUUCCGUGCUUUUAUUUGUUUUUUCAUCUCUUUUUUCAUCCAAGGAUUUACUAAACUUCGUUUCUUUCUUCUGGUGGUUUCCUUUGUCAGCUUUGCUUUCAUUUUCCAACUUCAAUUUUUGCAUCUGCUUUUCCAGAAAAGAAAUUCUACCGCCGCCAGGUCUAUACCGAGGAAUAUCUUCUGGAGCAACAUAUCCUGGUCUCACUUGUAUUUGUUGCCUCACACUUCCAUCUUUCCUUCUGCUUUCUGGGAUAACGAAUUUGCCUUCUACCAAACGCGCUCUGUCAUCGAUUAGUAAUAAAUUCUGCAAUUCCGCACAAACAAACCCAGAAAAAGACUUUUUCCCCUCCAUUAGGGUGUAUAUUUUACCUUUACUCAAUCUCUAAAGGCUAAAUUCGGUUCUUGGUUUGUCGUUUAAGUGUUGCAGUGCCAAAAUCUUCUGUCCCCCAAAAAGACCAUUAUUUGCUUUCGCAUAUCGUUAAAGCUCUACUUUUGUUAUCUUUUAUUUUUAUGUAUUUUUAAAUAUAAAGCAUUGAUCAAUUCUCUUGUCGAUUAGCAUGCCAUGGUACCGAGCGAGACGAACCGACCUUUAUCUCGAUGUGCUCUAAUACGCAGACGGUUGCUGCUGUUUCUUCAAUCCCAUGCGUUGAUGUACUCUUUUAUGUGGUCUGAAUCAGCUAAAAAGUCUCUACUUAACGAAGUAUUUUCUGCACUUCUGGGUUACGAUCAUACUCUAUGGCAAGCUCUCUUACCAGAAAAGCCUGUUAUCGACUAUGAUUUUAAGCUACGUUAUGCUCAGGGACAUAGAGAAGGUGAUGAAUAUCGUCCUGGUGUAUGCGGUCUUUCUUGUGGUCGUAUAUUCAAGAAAGGUGAGGUCUUUUAUCGGUGCAAAACUUGUAGUGUUGACAGUAAUUCUGCACUUUGUGUGAAAUGUUUCCGCGCUACAGACCAUCAUGGACAUGAGACCUCCUUUACGAUUAGCGCUGGAAGCGGAGGCUGCUGCGAUUGUGGAAAUUCCGCUGCUUGGAUUCGUGACAUGCCAUGCAAAAUCCACAAUCGUUUACAAAAUUCAGAUAAAAUCCAAAGUGACAGUCAAACAGAAAUGAAUGAAAAAGUGGCAUCGAGUAUUCAAACAACAGUAGAAUGCGUACUGGAUUUUAUUCUCGACGUAUUCCGCUGUAGCCCUGAAAACCUGAAAAAGAUGCCAACUCAUGAAUCUAUCAUUGAAGACGAACGCUCUAGUCGGUUGAGCGAAGACAAAUACGGAGAUGUUGAUGAUUCUUGUAAUCUAUAUUCUUUAAUACUUUGGAACGACGAAAAACACUCCUUCAAGCAAUUUUAUGAACAAAUAACUAUCGCAUUUGAUGCACCUAACGACUCAUUUGGACAGCGACUAUCAAAUAUAAUUAAUGAUACCGGAAGAGCUUGUGUGGUGACAGACUCAAAUAUUAAAGAAUUAUUAAGAAUUGGUCACAGACUCGCACAAAUUAAUUUGACCGUAACUAUACGAUCUAUGAGGGAUACUUUUCGCGAGGAAUGUUGCGGUGUUUUAUUAGAAUGGCUUGCUGAUAUCGCUGGAAGCAAAGUAUGCGGCGAUGGAAGUUAUUUCAGAACUGUAAUCUGUAAAGAACUUUUAAGGCCUUGGGAUUGCGGCUUACAAUCAAAUUUUCAUUUGAAAUCUUCAUCCUAUACAGGAUCCGAAAUAGUCGCAAUAGAUAAUCCAGAUGCAUUCCUUAGUGAAACUCUUGAUCGCUCCGUACAAAGUUUAUUACAAUCCAGUAACGAGAAUUCUGAAAACGAAAUAGAUAUGGAUCCCUUUCAGAAUGGUACCUCGCAUUGGACACCCUCUUAUGUACUGAAUAACAAACAUGAAGGGUUAUCAAAAACCCGAUUUGACUACUUUUUCUUAUAUGACCUGAAGCUUUGGAAAAGCUUAAGAUACAAAUUGCAAGAACUUUACUUGGGUUAUUUUAUCAAUGUGCCAGGGUUCAAAGAAAUCAUGGGUGCCCGUAUCGCUAUUUUGUAUCGGAGGCUGGCCGAGCUAUUCCUGCUUUUAGACAGAGAACCUGAGCAUUCAGUUAUAUUUUUUUCAAUGCAAAUAUUCACUGUUUUUGGAAUAGCAAGAGUGUUGAUUAGCGAUUUUGAUUUUUUGACAACUGUAAAUGCAACUCUUUAUACUUUUUUUACGUAUAAAGUCUUGACUGCCCCAAACUUUGUUGAUGACCGGGCUAUCAUACGACUUGAUUCCGCUGCAUUUCAUUCUCGUAGGUAUAUUCAUAUUUUUCAUCACAUACAGUUUAUGUUGGGGAUUGAUUGCGUUGCCGAAACAGUCCGGGAGGACGAUCGCUUUUUGAAGCAAUAUGUUGACUUUUUUUCUCUUUUCCAAGGUAUGAGUCCUUAUACUCGUGCAAUUUCACAACAUGUUGAAUGGGAAAGUGAUUCAUGGAUGUACGUUUUGAACGUUAGUCUGCAAGUAGCAAAGCUUUGUAGACACGUAGGAAAUGUUUUCGCUGAUUUAGAUUCUAAUAAACUUAAGAUCGCAAUUGAUUAUUUAAUUCAGGCGAUAAUACAGCCAAGAAAUCGUCCUGCUGACUCUUGGAGUAACACUGAACCGUCAACGACCGGAACGUGGAAGGAUACGACUGGGGUUACUCACUUGAUUGAAUAUGAUAUUUCUUUCCAACCUAUUUCAUUUCACCAUCCAUUACAUUGGUUACUAACUUAUCUAUUAUCGUUCCAUAUGCAAAAAGUUGACUAUGAGAAAGUCUGGUCUGAAAGUGAUCUUUUACGAGUUGUAGAUCACCCAUUAAGGGUUUGCGCUUGGCUUAGCCAAAUGCGUUCGAAACUCUGGAUAAGGAAUGGAACGACACUGCGUGAUCAAGCACAUCACUACAGGAAUCUAAGUUUCCAUGAAUAUACAUUUGAUUUGGAUCUUAUCUUGCUGCAACUCGUCUUGGUAUAUGGUAAUCCUGAUGUUGUUCUUCCUAUAUACAUAGAAAGAUUUCAACUUUGUGAUCAAUUUAUCGGUAAAUAUUUUGUUCCACAUAAGCAUUAUGAUCUGCCUCAAUUAUCAAGCAUGCUUGAAGAGUUUAUGCUUUUGCUUAUAUCUUUAGUGAGUCAUACAUUCGUGUUGGACAAGUGGAGUAUGUGUUAUUGCAUAAAAUAUGAAAUCGCACAUCUACUUUGCUUUCAGUCUUUAUCGUAUUCGGAAAUAACCAAACGUGUUUGUGAACACUUUUUAAAUCACAAAGAUUUUGAGAAGACUUUACAUGAAAUAACAGAUUUUAAGCCAGCCGAGGGUAUAAACGAUACUGGAACUUUUGCUUUGAAGGAUGAGUACUAUAACUUGGUAGACCCCUUUAGUAUUCAUUACUCAAGAAAUCAACGUGAAGAAGCGGAAACAAUACUUAGAAAAAAAUACGCAAAAAGACAUGAUGAACAAUUGGAUGAUGUUGUGUAUGAAGCCCAUUACCCUAUAAUUACAUCUACAACAACUCUUCACGUUCUUCAGAGUGAUGCUUUCCUGUCGAUUUUAUGGCAUUCUAUAAAUUACGUUUACUUAUACCCAUCUGAUCAAGGUAAAUGUGAAGGUCUUUUAAUGACAACUUUGCAUGCUUGCUUAGUUGCAUUAAUUGCUGAAAGAGAUGACGAACCAAGGUUCGCCUUGAAGCUUUGUGAAACAAAGUUUCCUGUGGUUACAGGGCUCAAGCAGUAUUGUAACUCUCCGGAUGUUUCCCUAUUUACAGUGCUGUAUCAGUUAAAAGAUCAUACUGACUUUGAUUUCGCAAGAAAAAAGCUUGAAUACUUAUUGUCUAUCUUGAAAGAGCGGAUCCCUUCAUGCUACGAGAAGUUAUAUCGGGAGACAAUAACUGUUUCUUCUUCCAAAGUCGUUCAGUCAUUAUCGGAGGCCGAACAAUCAGAGCAACGUCAAGCAAAGAUUCGUUUAGCGAAAGAACGCCAGCGGCGUAUUAUGGAACAAUUUCGUUUACAACAAACUAAGUUCUUAGAAAACAAUACAGACUUUGAAGUAUCUGAUUCAGAAAUGGAUGACGCUGAUACCUCCUCAAUUACCAGUUCACUUAGUACAAGGUUGUUUUUGGAACCUCCAGUCGAAUCUUGCUUGCUGUGUCAAGAGGAACUUAAGGAUAAACGUCCUUAUGGCACACUUGCAUUCAUUCAAAGGAGUUCUGUAAUUCGAUUUCUUCCCUCUAUCGAUACUGAUUAUUCACAUGAGAUCUACGAUUUACCUGUCAACUUGGACCGCAAAGUCUCAUCUCGUCCGUAUGGUAUGGCUGCUUACAAUAAACAUAAUCUAGAUAGUGUUGAAAAUUAUCAUUCACACACUUCAGGGAAUUCCUACUCAGAAUCUGAAGGCCUCGACGAUUUAGAAUCAAAAGAUGUUCUAAAAGGAUUUCCUUCGGACUCUUUGGAUCGAGGGUUGUAUGCUAAUAGUUGUGGACAUUUAAUGCAUAUUGAUUGUUUCAAAAAUUUAAUGACUUCUGUAACAUUAACUACCCGAUCAAACCCUUAUCGAAAUCACCCUCAUAAUUUAAGCAUGAAAGAGUUUUUGUGUCCAUUAUGCAAGGGACUUUGUAAUACAAUUUUACCCAUUCUUUGGAGGCCAAAGGAAGAACUGGAUUUCUCAAAAGUCAAAGUCAAUGACUGCGCUUUAACAUCAUGGUUAUUUUCUACUUCUGUGAAAAACAAGUUGGUGCCGAAAAAUCAAUCGUAUCCUUCAACUACAACCUUUGUUCAAAAUACUGGUUCAUAUAACCCCAACUUUUUGGAUGUUUUGCAGAACACAUUUAAAGAUUCAUUGAAAGACGUGUAUACCCUUAACGCUGGAAAUAACUCUACAGAAAGCCUAACACCGCAUUCAGAUAGUUAUCUAUCAAGCGCAGCAGAGUCUUCACCUUUUAAAUCACUUCCGCAUGAAGGAAGGUCCUUAGAAGAUCGCUUCAUUGUUUCUGAAGACAUAUUUGAAUUAUAUCGUCGACUAAAUGAAGUGGUGGACUUAAAUUCUUCACUUUACUCAAGCGAUUAUCUUCCUUUAAAUGGUAAGAUAACCAAUAUCUUGAAGCUUUUUUCUUAUACAUUGACUCAAGUCGAAUUAGCUGCUCGAGGGAACGUAAAAGGGAGCAACAGUACAUUGUCAAACGUUUGGAUUUACGAUAUCAGUAAGAAACAACAAAUUUUUUUACGCGUCCUAUCAGAAACAAUGAAAACGUACACGCUUUUAUGCGCCCAUGACUCCGAAAAAAGCAUAGAUGGCUUGAUGCAAGAAUAUGAAUUUAUUAGCUAUUGCCAACAAAAAAGGGUAUUCGGAAAAGUUUUUCAUUCAUUGGAUUCUCCUCUUACAAAUGCAAUAAGUGAUGAUAGAGUUGAACCUCUAUUACAGAAGGAUCCAUUUCGCGAAUUUGCAGAAGCAAGUGUUUCUGGUCUUAUAAUCUGUGAAGAGUCAUUUCAUGCUUUGACUCAACUUUAUUAUUUGUCCGACAUUAUUAGGAACUUAUGGGUUUUACUUAGAAGCAAAGUGGCAUUGGUACAACUCAUGCAUAAUCGGUCUAGUGGAAUAGUAGAUUCGACGAGGCUUAAAGGGUUUCAAUUACUGGUAUCUCGUGUUUGGGAAUGGAGUGGAUUGGCUAGAUAUCCUAAUAAUCCUGGGUAUCUAAAUAUCAAUGAUUUAAAUGAUUAUCGACUUCUAUCUCUUCUUUACCACUUUGUGGAAAAGUUUGAGCUUGUUUUUCUAAGAAAGUCUGCAUUGCUAUGGUACUGUCGUUAUGGAGUAUCUUUUGAGGAGCAAUCAAUAGGGGACGAUGCGGCUUGUGAGCAGAAGCGCCUAGAAAAUCGACUUCACUUGGAUGAUGUAGAAAACUUAUCAAAUAAGUUAUUGAACACGAAUGAUUCCCAGGAAUGGUCUAUCGUGGAAUAUUGGUGUAAAUCAUUUGCGUUAAAUGACAGCCUGUGCGAAUCCCCUCGUUUAUAUAGCCCUUCUAUUCCAGAGUUAGUUCCCUUACCCUUUGAGCACGAUAAGUUAUUCGAACUUCUUUUAGGGAAAAAAUGCUCCAGGUGCCUUUCUGAGCCAUUAGAGCCGGCCAUCUGUUUAUUCUGUGGACAGUUUUUGUGUUUCCAAAGCCAUUGUUGUGCAUUAAAUGGUAUUGGUGAGUGCAAUUUACAUAUGCAGCAAUGUGCUGGAGAUGUUGGAAUCUUUCUCAUUGCCAAGAGAUGUGCAAUAUUAUAUCUAAAUCCGCCACUCGGCAGCUUUGCAGUUGCUCCUUUUUUGGACAUCUACGGUGAACCAGAUCUCGGUUUACGACGAGGUCGUUCUCAGUACUUGUCCCAAAAGCGAUAUGAUGAAACCGUCAGAAACAUAUGGCUAAAUGGUUUUGUACCUUCUUUCAUUGCAAGGAAGCUGGAUGGUGUUAAUGACACAGGAGGUUGGGAAACUCUUUAGCAAUUCUAUCAAAAUUUGCUUUAAAAAUAUUUAUUGGCAACUGUACUAUAAUUCUGCUAGGAGCUUACAGUUAGGUUGAAUUUCAUUUACUGGACUUCAAACACAUUUUCAUUGUACGUUAUCCUUAAUCUUUUCAUGCAUUAAAC